ACGUCCCCUAUCCUGUCAUAUCCGAUUGAUUCCUUCUCUCUUCCUUAUCGUCCGAUCUCGGCCUGCCAGCAGCCAGGCGCAUGAUCGGGAAGGCACCCAUAUCGUUGCACCGCACAACCAUCCACGCUUCCCCCCUUCCUCCUUUCUUCCUCACCGUUCCCAUUCGCUUUCAUCCAAUUCAACAAAGUUCUAUACUAUACAAAAGCACCCACUUCAGAAUGGGCAGCAUAACAACCAACGAAGUCGCUGGAGGCCUCAUCUCAGAAAUUCGUCACUUUUCCCGCCAAUUGGUCCGAGAAUGGGGGUUCAUGAGCACGGAAGCCGCGGGGACUUCGUACCCAGCCUCAGCAGUCCACGCUCUAAUCGAAAUCUCUCUCAACGAAGGCCUAAUGAGCGCAGAGCUCUGCGCGCCCUUGAACCUAGAUAAGAGCUCCGUGUCUCGUGUAGUGAAGAAACUCGUCGAAGCUGGAGAAUUGGAAGAAGAGUUUGAUGGUGGAGCUGCUGGGAAGGGUGAUGGGAGGGUAAAGAGAUUGGUAUUGAGUGCGAAGGGGAGGGAGACUGUUAGGGUUGUUAAUGAGUAUGGCAACCACCAAGUAGCCAGUGCUCUCGCCAAACUCCCCACAACAACCUCACCAACCACCAUCCUCACCGGCAUCACAGCCUACGCCACUGCUCUCCGCGCCUCCCGCCUCAACUACUCCCCCAGCACCAGCAACCCUCCCACCAUCACCAACCCACCUCUUGAUCUCCACCUCGCCCCCAAACCAACAAUCCAAAUCCUCCCCGGCUACCGCCCCGGCCUAGUCGCCAGCACCCUUCAACUCCACAUGUCCUUCUACAACGCAUACUACGCCCUCGGCCUAGAAUUCGAAACCAACCUCUCCGCCGAAAUGGCCGAACACGCACCCCGCCUAGACGGCCUCAAGUCGCAAGCCUGGGUUGCCGUCUCCUCUAAUAACAACCAAACCGUAGGCAGCGUCUGGAUCGACGGCAACUACGCCGCCGCUGCUGAAACGGAAAAAAAGGUUGCGCGGUUGAGAUUCUUUGUUGUGGCGGACGGGAUGCAAGGGAUGGGGAUAGGGAGGCGGUUGAUUGGGGCUGCGAUUGGGUUUUGUGAUGAGAAGGGGUUUGAGGAGUGUCUUCUUUGGACGUUUAAGGGGUUGGAUGCUGCGAGACGGUUGUAUGAGAAGGUGGGGUUUCGGCUUGUGAGUGAGGAGAUGAAGGGGAUGUGGGGGAAGGAGCUUUUGGUUCAGUGUUUGGUUAGGAAGGGGGGUGGAGGGCCCGUUUGAUGAGAGGAUGUUCCAUGUGAGAGGUGAGGAUA
This is a messenger RNA of Mollisia scopiformis, 1321 nucleotides long. Its product is annotated as acyl-CoA N-acyltransferase. The coding region runs from base 219 to 1289 and encodes 356 amino acids. The record is from RefSeq and is a predicted model, not a curated record. Gene Ontology annotation, biological process: regulation of DNA-templated transcription. Lineage: Eukaryota; Fungi; Ascomycota; Leotiomycetes; Helotiales; Mollisiaceae. Gene Ontology annotation, molecular function: DNA-binding transcription factor activity; N-acetyltransferase activity. The transcript has 3 exons.